UUCCUCUUGCUAUUAUUUAUUUAUACUCUCUCUGGGAAGCUUUUUAGCAUUGUCUAUGUCGAUAGCGUUGGAUUGCCAUCCUUGCCUUUCAUAAACUGUGUUCAGGACCUCAAGUCAUGAGUUUGUGGAAAACAAUUAUUGGAAGAUUUGGGUACCAAAGAAAAAGACAAGGAUGCAACUAAGCAGCUGAAGACUUGAUAACUGGCUGUGCAUACUUGAAUGCUCUAAGCUAUUGUGUGAAUGGUUAGCCAAAGCCACCUUGCUAUCCAAAUUAGGAAUUCGCCAUGGUUUGCCUGUUUGUUGGCCUCAUUGGCUUGGGAAGAAUUUACCUUGGGAUGCACUGUUUGGCUGACAUCAUCGGUGGUCUUGCUUUUGGAUUGGCGAUUCUGGCAUUUUGGUUAACUGUUCAUGAACAUAUUGACAAUUUUGUUGUUUCGGGGCAAAAUGUGACGACGUUUUGGGCAGCUCUUAGCUUCUUGCUGCUGUUUGCCUACCCAACACCUGAGAAUCCAACUUAUGUUCUAAUUCGUUGUGUUUUUUAA
Molecule: messenger RNA, 542 nt
Organism: Rhododendron vialii
Lineage: Eukaryota; Viridiplantae; Streptophyta; Magnoliopsida; Ericales; Ericaceae
Product: lipid phosphate phosphatase delta-like
Exons: 4
Coding region: 285-542 (85 amino acids)
Source: RefSeq, a predicted model, not a curated record